CCCGACAGGCACCCUGGGACAGCCGCAGCUCCAGACCGUAGGUUCCCACGGUGGGGCUGUGUCGCCCGCCGGGGCCCCUAGGCGCGGAGAGCCCAAUUUGUCGGAAGAGAGCGCGCACUUGGGUUUGGCUCCUGGGCGACCUGGGUUUCGCCGUGGCGGGGUGUGGGUGUGCAGGCGGAUAAAGGCGUUUAUCUUUCCUUGGAGACGCUCCCGGAGUCCUCGGAACGGGGCUGGGUGCCACCCCUCGCGCCUCUGCCUCUGCUCUCCAGGGCUGGUGCUGCGCGCGCCGGCCAGAGCUGUGGGAAGGGUCCUCGGUUCUGAGCCUGGGCAAGGAGAGGGGUGGUAGAAAGGCAUGGGGUGAAUGCUGAGGGGCUCACUGGCCAAUGGCCGGUGGCUGGAAUGGCGCGCGGACUUCCGGGAAGGUAUACUCCUGUGGGCAUCCCUAAAAGCUGAAGUUCAAACUUGAUCAACGUGGGAGGCUUGAACGAAACCGGAUAGUCCGGAAGGUGUGGAUGGGCGACAUGGGGGGGGGGGCUUCCUGUGCUUUGACGGAGAGUUUUUUGGGUGCACUAGCCCUGCAGGUGGCCAUGACCUCGCAGAUCAGUUGGGGGUUGAUGGCCUUAUCUGGGACCUAGAGAGGAGAUCUUUCCAGCUCCGUUUCCUGAAGGCUUAGCAUCAGCUCCACCCUUCUCAGUGGAUGAAGCCAAAAGGGAUGCCUGGUGAAGAGCAUUUUAUUCACAGCCGCUGGAGUGACCUUCAUUUUUUCGGAUCCCAUCUACAAUGUAGUUUCUGAUGCCUCGGGACAGGGUGUGGCCAUCACAGGGAACCAGACUUUCAACAACUGGAACUGGCCCAAUGCAAUGAUUUUUGCUGCCACGGUCAUCACUACCAUUGGUUAUGGCAACGUGGCCCCUAAGACCCCUGCCGGGCGCCUCUUCUGUGUCUUCUACGGUCUCUUCGGGGUGCCCCUCUGCCUGACAUGGAUCAGUGCCCUGGGCAAGUUCUUCGGAGGACGUGCCAAGAGGCUGGGCCAAUUCCUCACCAGGAGAGGUGUGAGCCUGAGGAAGGCACAAAUCACAUGCACAGCCAUCUUCAUCGUGUGGGGUGUCCUGGUCCACCUGGUGAUCCCGCCCUUCGUGUUCAUGGUGACCGAGGAGUGGGACUAUAUCGAGGGCUUCUACUAUUCCUUCAUCACCAUCUCCACCAUCGGCUUCGGCGACUUCGUGGCCGGUGUGAACCCCAGCGCCAACUACCACGCCCUCUACCGCUACUUUGUGGAGCUCUGGAUCUACCUGGGGCUGGCCUGGCUGUCCCUGUUCGUCAACUGGAAGGUGAGCAUGUUUGUGGAAGUCCACAAAGCCAUUAAGAAGCGGCGGCGGCGGCGGAAGGAGUCCUUCGAUAGCUCUCCACGUUCCAGAAAAGCUCUGCAGGUAGCCAGCAGCAGCGCAUCCAAGGACAUCAACAUCUUCAGCUUCUUGUCCAAAAAGGAGGAGACUUACAACGACCUCAUCAAGCAGAUUGGAAAGAAAGCCAUGAAGGCGAGUGGGCCUGGUGACAGGGUCCCAGGCCAAGGGCCUCAAGCCGAUGGGCUGCCAGCCCUGCCCGCGUCCCUGGCGCCACUAGUAGUCUACUCUAAGAACCGGGUGCCCAGCUUGGAGGAGGUAUCCCAGACUCUACGUAGCAAAGGCCACGUGUCCAAGACCCCUGGCGAGGAGUCCGGGGAGAGGCCCGAGGAGGAUGGCUCCGAGGCUCUCACGAACCAACUAGACCGCAUCAGCGAAGAGGGCGAGCCGUGGGACGCCAAGGACUACCACCCACUCAUCUUCCAGACCGCCAACAUUGACUUUGUCCACGAGGAAGUUGGCCUCUCGGACGAGGAGACCUCCAAGUCCUCGCUAGAGGAUAACCUGGCAGUGGAGGAACAGCCCCCAGAGGGCACUGAGGCCGAGGCACCCCUGGCCAUGGCCGAGUUCCCCUCAUCGGACGAGUCUACCUUCACCAGCACCGAGUCUGAGCUCUCUGUGCCUUAUGAGCAGCUGCUCAAUGAGUACAAUAAGGCCAACGGCCCCAAAGGCACGUGAGGCGGGGCCGGCUCCCCACCCCACCCUUGAAGGUUCCUUCGCCCCUCACCCUGGGGUGUCCAAUGUGAUGGCUCGGACCCCCCCCCAGAACCCUGGUGGGGAGUGGGGGCAGAUCUGGGACUGUGAGUGGGGGGCCAGAGGCCUUUCUUACUUUCCAGCUCCUCCAGUUCAAUGCUGCUGGCCAGGCAUGGUGCAUGCCCACCCAAGGCAGGUGCCCCAAUAGUGAGGAAGUAGCUAUACCAUGCGAUGGUUGGGAUUGACCCGAGGAGGCCCAUAUCUCUUUGUGUGGUUGGGUGUCACACGGUUUUGAGUUCACCAGUUUUAGGGAGAUAACCCAUGUGUAUCUGGCACCAGGCUAGACAUUUCAUAGAGCUAGGGAGGGCACAGGCGAUUGUACAAGUGGGGGGUACAGUUCUGCCCUGGGUUCUGUCUCACCCCUCACGCCGACUGUCUGCACCAGUGGCUGCUGGGGUGAGGGAGGAGUGAGAAGAUGGUGAGCAGGUGCUAAGAUGGUCCUGCUGCAGAGGGCCUGAGCCGAGUCUAGUGCAGGGGUGGAGGGCCAGGGUCUGGUCCUGCUUACUGAGUUACUCAGACCCUGUUUCCUGUUCUCACCUCCCUCUGGCCUAGCAAUGUAAUGACUGUCUGCCUCUGCCCUAGGAGUGGUGGGAGGAAGGGGUGGCAGAGGGCCUGGGCAGUGCCAGAAGGUCUGGCAGGUGGGGAGGGGUCUCUAAUGAGGCUUGGCUGUAGCUACUUCUGUCCCCUCCUCAGCCCAUCAGGGAAACACACAGUAUGCCCUGGCCUAAGAACAUACGGCAACCUCCGCCCCAACUUCCUGGGGUCUGCAGGACCUCCCAGCACCCCUCCUUCUCGUCUCACCUGCCCUGCCAGCCAGAGAAGGCAAAGCCAAAUCGCUUUUGGCUCACACGUGGGGAAAUGGCCCGAUAUGUGAAUCAAACUCCUCUCCAGCUGCUGAUGGUCCCCCACAUGUGUAUGUGUGGCACCACAGGAAUGGAAUCGGCAAGGAGCAGUUGAUAAUGUGAAGCUGCACUGGACCCUGUUUCUGCUGACGGGUAGGCAGAGCUCCCCGAGGCUGGUUCCCCGGGGCCCAGCCCACUCUGAGUGAGCACUGCUGGUUUUCUGUCCUUGACGUAUGUCGUUGGUCUCAGAGCCAGGGGUUAGAGAGUAGCAUCCUGUGUGCACACCCUCCCUGCCCCCAAAACAUACACGCUGAGAUGGGCCCUUCUUGGUGACCUCAGUCAAGUCUCCAUGCAGAGGCUGGGCAGGGGCACAUGUUGGCAGGUCAGCAUAGGCAGGGAAGGGCAGCCCAGUGACUGGAUGGCAGGUCAGGACACAUGUGGCCAGGACAGCACCUCUUCCCCCAUGUAAGACGGUGCUGGCACCAUCGGUUUCGGCAGGGUGGCAGGAUGGACGGGCCUUUCUGUGAAUCGGUUCCCACAAGCACGUUUGCUGCUGGCUGUCCUUGCAGCACACGCUGUGUGUGGAUGGCGAUGUGUCGAGUGUAAUUUAUUUUAACAUUUUUACAAUAAAAUGUGAUACGGACAGA
Messenger RNA from Ochotona curzoniae (black-lipped pika), 3645 nucleotides. RefSeq names its product potassium two pore domain channel subfamily K member 5 (gene KCNK5). Bases 861 to 2081 code for a protein of 406 amino acids. The transcript has 5 exons. NCBI's taxonomy places the organism in Eukaryota, Metazoa, Chordata, Mammalia, Lagomorpha, Ochotonidae. Gene Ontology annotation, molecular function: potassium ion leak channel activity. Gene Ontology annotation, biological process: potassium ion transmembrane transport; stabilization of membrane potential. Gene Ontology annotation, cellular component: membrane. The record is from RefSeq and is a predicted model, not a curated record.